Messenger RNA from Aureobasidium namibiae CBS 147.97, 1308 nucleotides. RefSeq names its product WD repeat domain phosphoinositide-interacting protein. Lineage: Eukaryota; Fungi; Ascomycota; Dothideomycetes; Dothideales; Saccotheciaceae. Gene Ontology annotation, cellular component: cytosol; extrinsic component of membrane; fungal-type vacuole membrane. Gene Ontology annotation, molecular function: phosphatidylinositol-3-phosphate binding; phosphatidylinositol-3,5-bisphosphate binding; protein binding. Gene Ontology annotation, biological process: protein localization to phagophore assembly site; protein lipidation; nucleophagy. The record is from RefSeq and is a predicted model, not a curated record. The transcript has a single exon. Bases 1 to 1308 code for a protein of 435 amino acids.
AUGGCGCUCAACUACAUCACCUUCAACCAGGACCACAGCUUCCUGGCCGUCGCAACCACCGAUGGCAUGCGCGUCUACUCGACCAAUCCCUUCUCUCUUAUCUUCCAAACCCCUCUGACCGAAAAUGGCGCUUCCGGCGACAUCGCCAUCCUCGAGAUGCUCUUCUCCACCUCGCUCGUUGCCAUGAUCCUGUCUCCGCGACUCUUGCGCAUCGUCAACACAAAACGUCAGACCACUGUAUGCGAGCUCACCUUUCCUGCCCGAGUCGGCGCCGUCAGACUCAAUCGCAAGCGUCUUCUCGUCGUCAUGGACGACCUCAUGUUCGUCUACGAUGUGUCCUCGAUGAAGGUCCUCAAGGAAAUCGUCACUCCCUCAAAUCCUCAGGCCAUCUGCGCUCUCUCUCCCGACUCUACAAACAACUACAUUGCCUACCCCAUGCGCAAGAAAGAAUACACCUCACAGCCUGCUCCCACUCACGUGCCUCCGGCCGGCCCACGAGUCACUGAACCCAUGGGUGGAGAUGUCAUGCUUUACAACGCCAACGACAUGCAAGAAGUCAAGGUUAUACCCGCUCACCAGGCCCCUCUGUCGUGCAUGGCGAUCAACAAAGAAGGCACUAUGCUGGCUACCGCCUCAGAAAAGGGCACUGUCAUCAGAGUCUUUGCCAUCCCGUCCGCUCAGAAGCUCUACCAGUUCCGCAGGGGCAGCAUGCCUGCUCGCAUUCACUGCAUGUCCUUCAACGAAGCAAGCACUUUGUUGUGUGUUUCUAGCGCUACCGAGACGGUCCAUAUUUUCCGCCUAUCUACAGAUAAUGCUGUACCAGAUUCAGGACUAGAAGCACCGUCCGAUGCCCCUACAACGCCACAGCGCUACCCACGCCAACGCAGCGAAAGUCCCAACGACUCGUCUGAUCCCUCGUCAAGCUCCAUCCUCGGUGACUCUGCGGCAGACUCGCCUGCGAAACCUCUACGUUCUCCCGGCUGGAUGUCUAUGGUUCGUCGAACCUCGCAAAACGUGUCUACUACACUCGUCUCGCGUGCUGCAGGGUACUUGCCAAACGCUGUCACCGAAAUUUGGGAGCCAGCUCGCGACUUUGCGUGGGUCAAGAUACCUAAAGGUCGCAAUGGCGCGCCUGUCAAAAGUGUAGUUGCCAUGGGCGAGGCGGCUCCUGAGGUCAUGGUUGCCACUAGCGAAGGCGACUUUUUAAUCUACAACAUUGACCUCGAGAGCGGAGGCGAGGGCCGUCUGGUCAGACAAUACUCUGUCCGCGAAAGAAGUGAGACACAUAGUGGUUUCAAUGCCGAUUAG